AUGGAAACAAAACUGCCUGACAAUUCUGUUUCUCGUGUGCGGCAAUCUCUUCGCUUUCCGAAUGGUUUGGAAUCUCCUCGCUCUGGGUUAAGUGGUGGACUCUUGUUACUAUGGAAGGAUGAAGUAGAGAUUUCUUUGUUACACAUGGGUUCCACUUUUUUUGACUGCUACAUGACGAUAGAAAAUAGCCUCACGGUUCAUUUAACUUGUUUCUAUGGUGCCCCAGAAGUUUACAAUAGACAAGCUUCUUGGACUUUAUUGGAAAGACUUGCGGAUGUUGCUCCUCAUCUCCCUUGGUUUGUUAUUGAUCUGAAUCCCAAAUGGAUGCGUUCCGCAAAGCAAUUGACAAAGGCUGUCUUUCUGAAACUCCCGUUGAUGGUGAUCCCUUUACUUGGGCAGAAUCGGGCAACAACUAACACUCUUAAGGAGCGUCUAGAUUUGUGCUUUAUCAACAACCAUUGGGAUUCUUUCUUUGAGAGCCCUCAAGUGCAUCAUCUUGACUAUUUCCAAUCGAACCAUCGUGCCAUUAGUGCCACCAUCAGCCUCCUGUCCACUCAAACCACCAGCAAAAAAAGGAAAAGUCGCUUCAGGUAUGAGAAGUUAUGGCUGUCUGAUCGUGACAGCAAGAGUAUAAUUGCUGAAAAUUGGUUACAACACGAUAGCAAUGACCCUAUUGCUGUUGUCAUCUCUAAUUUAAACACUUGUGCUGGUAAACUCCAACUUUGGCAUGACCAUAAAUAUGGAAAGAUGAAGAAGAACAUUAAAGAAUGUCAAUCUAGAGUUGAACAGCUCAAUAAUUCCUUCAACCAAAGCAGCAGCCAUUUUGAUGAAUUAAAGAAUGUUGAAUCCAUCCUUGAUGAGUUGUUGGAACAAGAGGAGGUGUACUGGCAACAACAAUCUCGUGUUGAUUGGCUUGCUUACAUAUCAGCUAUUGUUCAAGAUUUUUAUGCUGAUCUUUUCACGGCUGGUGACCUUGAUGAGUGUGCCCUUGCUCAUACACUUGAUUGUAUUCCCACCUUGGUUACAAAUGCUCACAAUGAUGCUCUCCUUGCUCCAUUCACAACAGCCGAAGUUGAUAGUGCUCUAAAAUCUAUGAGUUCGGAUAAAAGCCCGGGAAUUGACGGAAUGUCGUUCAUGUUUUACCAACAACAUUGGUCAAUUGUUGGAGACCUUGUAUCACGUGUCGUACUUAACAUACUCAAUCAUGGUGCUGACCCCACAAGCUUCAAUCACACUCUGAUCACACUCAUUCCCAAAAUCAAGAAGCCUCAUCACAUGAAGGACUUUCGGCCUAUUAGUCUCUGCAAUGUCAUUUCCAAAUUGGUAACCAAAAUGAUUGUCGCGCGAUUCAAAGAAGUUCUUCCUUUGGUUAUUUCUGAAAUGCAAAGCGCAUUCUUGGCUAAUAGAUUGAUCACUGACAACAUCCUAGUGGCUUUUGAACUGGUGCAUGCGAUAAAAAACAAGACUGCUGGGAGACAUGGCAUUGCUUCUCUUAAACUGGACAUGAGUAAAGCUUUUGAUAGAGUUGAAUGGAAAUUCAUUGAAGAAGUCAUGAAAAAAAUGGGUUUUGCUCCUAGUUGGGUCAAGAUUAUCAUGAGUUGCCUCACUACAAAUAGAUUCUCCUUCCUGGUUAAUGGUGAAGUCACGAGUUCUUUGACACCAACAAGAGGUUUGCGCCAAGGCUGCCCUUUAUCUCCUAACCUGUUUUUGAUAUGUGAUGAACGUUUAUCAAGAUUGUGGCAACAUGAGCAAGAUCUGGGCAAUAUACAUGGUUUUAAACUCACCAGACGAGCUCCCAUGAUUUCACACUUGCUCUUCGCUGAUGAUAGCCUCCUUUUUUAUCAAGCUGAUGAAAGCUCCUGUCUAGCUAUAAAGCGGGUUUUGGACACUUAUCAUCGAGCAUCCGGCCAAUUAAUCAAUCGAGACAAAUCUGUUAUGUCCUUCUCCCCCAACACCACCUUGGCUGCUCAAAUUUUCUUUCAUCGACACCUCUCAAUGCCAAUCAGCGAGUGUCAUGAACGAUACCUAGGACUACCAUCUUACUCAGGGAGAGAUAAAAAUGAACUCUUUAGCAACAUUAAGGAGCGGAUUUGGAAACUCAUGCAAUCUUGGAAUGAAAAACUCUUCUCUGCUGGUGGCCGUGAAGUUCUUUUGAAAGCGGUAGUUCAAUCAAUCCCAACAUAUGCUAUGAGUUGUUUUCGUUUGCUUGUUUACUUUCGCAAUCAACUUGAGAGCAUGAUGUCCAACUUCUGGUGGGGAAUGAAUGAAAAUGGCUCCAAAAUUCACUGGCGAUCUUGGAAUUUACUAUGCAAAACUAAAGGAGAAGGUGGAAUGGGCUUUCGAUCCUUCAUACAAUUUAAUCAAGCUCUUCUAGCCAAACAAGCUUCGCAGCUCAUUGACAAUCCAACCUCACUCCUUGCUACACUUCUCAAAAGCAAGUAUUUUCCUAACAACUCCUUCUUAGAGGCGAGUAUGGGCCAUUCUCCUUCCCUCACAUGGCAAGGGAUUCGCUGGGGUCGUGAGCUGUUGGUUCAUGGUUUAAGGUGGAAAAUUGGCGAAGGUAGAUCAAUUAGAAGUGGUUUUGAUCCGUGGAUUCCUGGACAUACAACUUUUUUGCCUAUGACAUACUCUGGUCCUUCCAAUGGUGUGGUAGCGAAUCUUAUUACUGAUGAAAGACAAUGGAACACUCCCUUGCUACAACAAUACUUUAGUCCUAUUGAUGUAGAAAAGAUUCUCACAUUACCGUUGAGUUACUUUCCCACUACAGAUAAACUCAUAUGGCACCAUCACUCUUCGGGAAACUUCACGGUCCAAAGUGCUUACCACCUUGCCACUUCAUUAGAGGAUGAAGACCUUAGUUCCCCUUCUAGUCCAGCAGUUGCUUGGUGGAAGCUAUUUUGGUCUCUUCAAGUCCCUCAGAAGGUGAAGAUCUUUGCUUGGCGUGCUAUACAUGAUGCUCUGCCCGUUGCUACCUCGCUUGUUCGACGAAAGAUCAUCACGGAUUCCACUUGCUCCAUUUGCAAACAGGCAUGGGAAUCAACGGGGCAUGCUCUUUUCAGUUGUAAGUAUGCCAAGGCUGUUUGGAGAUCUUUGAAUUUGAGUUUUAACUGGUGUGCUGCUACAAACAUGAAAAAUAGAGAUUAUGUGACAUAUUUAUCCUCCAUUUACAAUAAAGUUGAAAUGGAACAACUCCUUUGUACAAUGUGGGCGAUAUGGACUGAGCGAAACAACGUCAUCCAUGGGAAGAAUGCACGGCGUGCGAAGAACUUGGCUGUCUUUGCCACGGAUUUUCUUCAGAACUUUAGAGCAGCCCAACACAAUGCUGCUUGUGUUAGUUCAGGCUCUGCAACAGCCACACCAGCAACCUCUCACCAACAGCAAUCUCACACUCGGCCACCUGCUUCUAUUCCCUGGCGUCCACCAGCGGCUUGCGCAUUUAAACUCAACACAGAUGCUGCUGUUGACGUUUCUUCACACAUUACAGGUAUAGGUGUAAUCCUAAGAGACGCAAAUGGACAUGUUAAAGCUUGCGCACUUAUGGUUGUCAAUGCUUUGAAAGCUCCCUUCAAUUCAAAUUUAGAGUUUUCAGAUUUAAUUAUUGAUGUUCUUAGUCUUUUAUCUUUUUUCCCAAAUGUAAAUGUUUCUCAUGUCAAUCGUGUUGCCGAUUCGGCAGCGCAUGGACUUGCUAAAUUUGCAUUAGGGGUAGAUGAGACUUGUACUUGGUUGGAGAUUAUUCCUCCACCUAUAUACUCUAUUAUUGUAAACGAAUCGUUGUUUGUUUAA
Molecule: messenger RNA, 3783 nt
Organism: Cannabis sativa
Lineage: Eukaryota; Viridiplantae; Streptophyta; Magnoliopsida; Rosales; Cannabaceae
Exons: 3
Coding region: 1-3783 (1260 amino acids)
Source: RefSeq, a predicted model, not a curated record